Mesorhabditis belari is the source of this 864-nucleotide messenger RNA. The record is from the annotation of a GenBank genome assembly. NCBI's taxonomy places the organism in Eukaryota, Metazoa, Nematoda, Chromadorea, Rhabditida, Rhabditidae.
AUGGAUGAUGUAAUUCGUUUAAAUGUGGGUGGGACUUCUUUUUGCACCACACGAUCAACGCUUCUCCGAGAUCCUGCUUGCCUUUUUGCCAAAAUUUUGGAAACCGAAGACGAUGUCGCCUCAAUUGUUCAUCUCGACGAUGGAUCGAUAUUUAUUGAUCGAGAUGGAGCUAUGUUUGUUCAUAUUCUACAAUAUAUGCGUUCUGGAAAACUCAUCUUACCUGAAAAUUUCAAGGAUUUGAGCCGUUUAAUGGAUGAAGCUCAUUUCUUUAAUAUGAAAAUUUUACAAGAAGAAAUUGGAGCUACAUUAUCGCCAAGAGCCUCUUUAAAAGUCAGCGCAAUGGCCAAUGGAAAUUUGCUCGGUAUGGCUGAAACCGGAGGUUAUAUCACUUUGGGUUAUCGUGGGACUUUUGCCUUUGGAAGAGAUGGUCAAGCCGAUGUAAAAUUUAGAAAACUGCAUCGCAUACUAGUUUGUGGCAAAGUUGCGUUAUGCCGAGAGGUGUUCAGCGACACGCUGAAUGAAAGCAGAGACCCGGGGGAUCGUGAUGGAAGUGAGCGAUACACGUCGAGACUGUAUCUCAAACAUCAAUGCCUUGAAAGAGCAUGUGAUGCGAUGGCCGAAAAGGGCUUUAAGUUAGUUGCAACUUGUUGCAGUGGAGCAAAUGGGUUGGCUGCACCAAAUGCUCCCACGUCACAACAAGGCCCACCAUCACAAACAGAUCUGAUGACCCUUCGUAAUAGUGGAGAUUAUGAAGAACAGAGAUGGGCUCAUUACACGGAAUAUGUAUUCUAUCGAGAGCCAAGAAUGCCCGGAGAUUCGCCGAGAGCUCACUCGCCUGCAAACCCAAACAGAACCCAAAAUGAU